CUUUCAGAAUUCAGACGUACUUGAGACUCAGAAAAAAACAGCCCAAAAAGAGCCCCCGGGAUAUCAAAUGGAUGCUUAGCUCUCACAGUACUGGGAAUGCUCUCUCUAAGGGAAAUUGGUUUUACCUGAAGAGAGACCGUUAUUAGCUAACAGCAUAGCACUCCUUGCCUUAUUUGUCUCAUAAUUGCUUGGAUUGGUGGACCGUCUGAAUGACAGCGGGUUAAGUGGGUCAAUCCCCAGCGAUCUUGUAGCAUUCAGCCUCAACGUUGUGUUCCUAGGAUAGCUAUGAAAAGGAAAAGGAAGUCAAUAGCUUAUCCCACCAAAGUAGGCAACAAAGAUGAACACAUUGAACAAAUGGGCCCUGUUAUAACAGAUCUUCCAAAGUUUAUUUGUCAAAUCAUUCUACUAAAGCUCCCAACAUGCAGCAUUCUCAUAUGCAAAUGUGUAUGCAAGACUUGGCGUGUGCUAAUUUCUGACCCGGAAUUUGCCAAGAUGCACUUUGCACAAGCAGAGGCCUAUCCCAUGGUCCGACCUUGGGGACCAACACGGGUGUCAAGAACCCUUUACUUGGUUGAACCUGAAGAUGACUUCAGUUUGGCUAUAAAGGACAAGGACUAUUUGUCCGAUUGUGACUAUGGCUCAUUGAAGUUUGACAAGUGUCAUUUCCGCAUGAAUCUUGCCAAAUAUAAAUUGCCAUUGCGGGAUGCUGAGAAGGUAAUGAAUAAUGACGAUAAUGUCAAUCUGAUGCGUAAUAGGAAACAUGGCACUAAAAGGAUGCCUUGCAUCAAGAUUAGGCCCAACGAUCACAAAUACAAUGUGGUGAAUUCGUGCAACGGCUUCCUUUGUUUGUCUGAACCAAUUUUUAAUGACCCAGUUGUUGUCUGCAACCCUGUAACAGGCGAGUUUAUGCACCUUCCUGAAGCUUCUAAGCAGGAGAACCAAAAGGUUACCAUCCACUGCGGAAUUGGUUUCAGUCCAAAAGCUAACAGAUAUAAGGUGGUGCGAAUCUUUGAUCACGGGUCACCUCAUCCUAUUACGAUGGCUGAGGUACACACUCUUGGGUCAAGUUCAUGGAAACUCAUUGGUAGUUGUCCCUGCUCAUCAUAUAACCAGCUAGCGUUCCCCACCUAUAUUGAAGGAGCACUUUAUUGGUUUUACUAUGAUCCUUUAAAAUAUGUCAUACUUUCAUUUGACUUGGACAGUGAGAACUUCCAAUCACUUCCACCACUGCCUUUUCAACGAGAGCAAUAUCGUAAUGUGAGCAUGGGAGUUUUGGGAAAUUGCCUUUGUGUCUGUGAUGCUCAUGGUAUUCAUAUCAAUUUGUGGGUACUGAAAAAUCAUGGUGCAAAAAGAUCUUGGAGGAGGAAGAUUUCUAUUGAAACAGAUCAUUCUGGGUUUGAUGGUGAAAGGUGGCCUUCUGGCUUAUAUAAACCAAUGAAAUACUGUAAGGAUGGGGGCUUGUUGAUGUUUAACUAUCGUACUAAUGCGUUGAUUUACCAUCACCCAAAAACCCACAGAUUUAUUUAUCUCAAGCUUCGUGGGAUCAAGUCAAAAUUUUCAGCUAUCAGUCAUGUUCCAAGCUUUAUUUCACUCAAGGACAUUUUGGUGGGGGAUGAUGUCAACAUACUGAAUAUAAAUUCAAGGUGUGCACAGAUGAAGCUGCUAGGAGAGACAAGAGCUCUUUUUCUGGAGGAAGAAAUUGCAGAUUUAGCAUCAGACUUUUUCACGUCUGAGAGUAGCGAUGAAGACUAAAAUAGAUCUGGAGGGCUGAGUGUCGAGUGCACUGUGCCCCAUUUUGCUGAAGGAUUAUAAGUGGCUGUAGUAUCUAUGUAGUUGGAACCUUGAUUCCUCUCACCUAAACUGACCCGCUACUAUUUUGUUCUAAGCUACUUUUGUUAGUCUUGCGUCCGAAAUUUACUUA
Molecule: messenger RNA, 1921 nt
Organism: Rosa rugosa (rugosa rose)
Lineage: Eukaryota; Viridiplantae; Streptophyta; Magnoliopsida; Rosales; Rosaceae
Product: F-box protein At3g07870-like
Exons: 4
Coding region: 286-1752 (488 amino acids)
Molecular function (GO): protein binding
Source: RefSeq, a predicted model, not a curated record